Molecule: messenger RNA, 1739 nt
Organism: Moneuplotes crassus
Lineage: Eukaryota; Ciliophora; Spirotrichea; Euplotida; Euplotidae
Source: the annotation of a GenBank genome assembly
AAUUAUUAAAGCAAUUGAAAAUAUAACAACAUGGGCAACACCUGCUGAUCAUGCGUCAGGAAAUAUGAGGUUCCUCUGAACAGGGAGGAAAGGCAGUCCCAAAUAGAGCGUUUUCGGGCAAUAAUGUGUUAUGAUUUCAAUAAAGGCAGAAGAAACGAGCAGACUGUCGAAGAAGCCAUUAUGAACAAACUGACUAAUGACCUAGGCCAGCCUGUGGUCUCCCAUGUCUGACACAUCCUUAUUUCAGAGUUUAGAAAAUUCAUGUUUAUUAUUGGCGAGUAUAAUCAUUACAGUACUUCUCCCAGUGCUCAAUCAUCAAUAAUUGACCAAAGCCAGGCUCAGCUAGACCCUCUCCUGGCUCCACCGGUGAUAGACCAAAUUUGGUGUCUUCUAAUCUGAAUGUCUUCAGUCUAUGAGCGUUUUUGCAAAGAUAUUUUUGGUGCAUAUUUACACAGGAAGUACUUUCUUGGAGCUGAGUCUCCAGAUUACGAGUGAUACUCUACCACUCUCGAUCUGUGCAAAAAGUACAUGGACAUCAUUCAUCCAUACAAAAGCAUUUGGCCAGACUAUAAUGCAAGUUGCUACUUCUCAGACUAUUUCGGGACCUGCUACUUACCACUAAGUUCUAUCAACGAAGUUAUCUGAGAUAUAAGUGACUACAACACAAAUGUACUAAAAACCAAAAUUACCAAAGCAAAGCUAAAGAACAUCGUCAGACACGUCAGCAAGAAAUUCACUAAGAAGAUAGUAACGAAAUCUUGUAGAAUAAUCAAGUUCUCCAAAGGAAGCAUCACGGUUGACAGCUACCAGGAGAUCUCUGUUGAAAAAUUAUUCAACAAAAUCCUGAACCGGUUGAUCAAUUUUCAUCCGUUCACCGUAAAGCUACAAAGCAAGCUACUCCUAGAUAAAAGUACCUGAAUGGCGUACAUCACUGAAUACAGCAAAUUCUUGCUCCUCAUGGUAAAGAAUGCAAAGAAGUGCUUUCCUUCAGCCACGAUAGAGACUAUCUGGAAAUGCCACUAUGAGUUCACCGAUGUUUACAGGGAAUUCUCCCAAGAAUACUUUGGUGAUAUCAGACAUCCUCCUGAGGAAGAGAACUGCUACUCCAAGAUUAACCUCAAGAAGUACGAAUUUACUCUUGCAGAAUACGAAAGAGUCUUCUCCAAGCCUGAAAGCCAGAUCUGGGAGGACGCCCAGGAUCGGUUCCAGCCAAGUGAUGACAACAAAGUCUAUGUCAACCUGAAAAAGUUAUGACUCGCCCAUUCGAUUAGAAUCUUUAAUCCUGAUUUUCUUUGUUUCCCGAAGCAAUGAAUGAAGACGCGGGUCUAAAUCAAGAUAUGGCCACCUUGGUUCAGAUAAUUAACCAUCGCGAAAGAAGAGAAGGACUUAAAAAGAGAGGCCAAAUUUAUAGAUGGAGAGCGUUUUACAAAGAAGAAUUGAUCCCAACCCAAAGAGAUACUCAUGCUACUCAGCCAGCCGAUCUCUCAGCUUCUGAAGAAUAUAAGAGUGAUGAGAUUGACGAGCACCAAGAUGAUGAUAGAUGCUUUAUCCCUCAAUUCUUACAAUUUGGAGGUCUUGUCUUUAUAGAUGACUGAAAUAAUCAAGAUUACAUCAGAGCUGACCAUCUCUCAAUCCUUUUGAUUCAAGGACUUCCAUCCAAGCUCCAAAAAUACCCUAUCAAGGAUCUGACACUUGACGACAUUGCAGAUUGUUCAAUAGCUUACGAGUAAAAACGAGAU